This is a messenger RNA of Rhinopithecus roxellana (golden snub-nosed monkey), 8332 nucleotides long. RefSeq names its product tripartite motif containing 33 (gene TRIM33). NCBI's taxonomy places the organism in Eukaryota, Metazoa, Chordata, Mammalia, Primates, Cercopithecidae. The transcript is spliced from 20 exons. Bases 119 to 3502 code for a protein of 1127 amino acids. The record is from RefSeq and is a predicted model, not a curated record. Gene Ontology annotation, molecular function: protein binding; zinc ion binding.
CUCUUUCGCUCGCUCUCGGCUGCCGCUCUUGCUGCGGCUGCGGCUGGGGCUGGGGGCGGCGGCGGCGACGCGGGCGGCGGGCGGCGCGGGGCGGUCCGGCGGGUUCAAAGAGGAAAACAUGGCGGAAAACAAAGGCGGCGGCGAGGCUGAGAGCGGCGGCGGGGGCAGCGGCAGCGCGCCGGUAACUGCUGGGGCCGCCGGGCCCGCGGCGCAGGAGGCGGAGCCGCCUCUCACCGCGGUGCUGGUGGAGGAGGAGGAGGAGGAAGGCGGCAGGGCCGGCGCUGAGGGCGGCGCGGCCGGGCCCGACGACGGGGGGGUGGCCGCGGCCUCCUCGGGCUCUGCCCAGGCUGCUUCAUCCCCUGCGGCCUCAGUGGGCCCUGCAGUUCCCGGGGGCGCGGUAUCGACGCCGGCUCCAGCUCCAGCCUCGGCUCCCGCUCCGGGUCCCUCGGCGGGGCCGCCUCCUGGACCGCCAGCCUCGCUCCUGGACACCUGCGCCGUGUGUCAGCAGAGCUUGCAGAGCCGGCGUGAGGCGGAGCCCAAGCUGCUGCCCUGUCUUCACUCCUUCUGCCUGCGCUGCCUGCCGGAGCCGGAGCGCCAGCUCAGCGUACCCAUCCCGGGGGGCAGCAACGGCGACAUCCAGCAAGUUGGUGUAAUACGGUGCCCAGUAUGCCGCCAAGAAUGCAGACAGAUAGACCUUGUGGAUAAUUAUUUUGUGAAAGACACAUCUGAAGCUCCUAGCAGUUCUGAUGAAAAAUCAGAACAGGUAUGUACUAGUUGUGAAGACAAUGCAAGUGCAGUUGGCUUUUGUGUAGAAUGUGGAGAGUGGCUAUGUAAGACAUGUAUCGAAGCACAUCAAAGAGUAAAAUUUACUAAAGAUCACUUGAUCAGGAAGAAAGAAGAUGUCUCAGAGUCUGUCGGAGCAUCUGGUCAACGCCCUGUUUUCUGCCCUGUACACAAACAAGAACAGUUGAAACUUUUCUGUGAAACAUGUGAUAGACUGACAUGUAGAGACUGUCAGCUAUUGGAACACAAAGAACAUAGGUAUCAGUUUUUGGAAGAAGCUUUUCAAAAUCAGAAAGGUGCAAUUGAGAAUCUACUGGCUAAACUUCUUGAGAAGAAGAAUUAUGUUCAUUUUGCAGCCACUCAGGUGCAGAAUAGGAUAAAAGAAGUAAAUGAGACUAACAAACGAGUAGAACAGGAAAUUAAAGUGGCCAUUUUCACCCUUAUCAAUGAAAUUAAUAAGAAAGGAAAAUCUCUCUUACAGCAGCUAGAGAAUGUUACAAAGGAAAGACAGAUGAAGUUACUACAGCAGCAGAAUGACAUCACAGGCCUUUCCCGGCAGGUGAAGCAUGUUAUGAACUUCACAAAUUGGGCAAUUGCAAGUGGCAGCAGCACCGCACUACUAUACAGCAAGCGACUGAUUACUUUCCAGUUGCGUCAUAUUUUGAAAGCACGGUGUGAUCCUGUCCCUGCUGCUAAUGGAGCAAUACGUUUCCAUUGUGAUCCCACCUUCUGGGCAAAGAAUGUAGUCAAUUUAGGUAAUCUAGUAAUAGAGAGUAAACCAACUCCUGGUUAUACUCCUAAUGUUGUAGUUGGGCAAGUUCCUCCAGGGACAAACCACAUUAGUAAAACCCCUGGACAGAUUAACUUAGCACAGCUUCGACUUCAGCACAUGCAACAACAAGUGUAUGCACAGAAACAUCAGCAGUUGCAACAGAUGAGGAUGCAGCAACCACCAGCACCUGUACCAACUACAACAACAACAACACAACAGCAUCCUAGACAAGCAGCCCCUCAGAUGUUACAACAGCAGCCUCCUCGAUUGAUCAGUGUGCAAACAAUGCAAAGAGGCAACAUGAACUGUGGAGCUUUUCAAGCCCAUCAGAUGAGACUCGCUCAGAAUGCUGCCAGAAUACCAGGGAUACCCAGGCACAGCGGCCCUCAGUAUUCCAUGAUGCAGCCACACCUCCAAAGACAACACUCAAACCCAGGGCAUGCUGGACCCUUUCCCGUAGUAUCGGUACACAACACCACAAUCAACCCAACGAGCCCUACUACAGCAACUAUGGCAAAUGCAAACCGAGGUCCCACCAGCCCAUCUGUUACAGCAAUAGAGCUAAUCCCCUCAGUUACCAAUCCAGAAAACCUUCCAUCGCUGCCAGAUAUUCCACCCAUACAGUUGGAAGAUGCUGGCUCAAGUAGUUUAGAUAAUCUACUAAGUAGAUACAUCUCAGGCAGUCACCUACCCCCACAGCCUACAAGCACCAUGAAUCCCUCCCCAGGACCCUCUGCCCUUUCUCCGGGAUCAUCAGGUUUAUCCAAUUCUCACACACCUGUGAGACCCCCAAGUACUUCUAGUACUGGCAGUCGAGGCAGCUGUGGCUCAUCAGGAAGAACUGCUGAGAAGACAAGUCUUAGUUUCAAAUCUGAUCAGGUGAAGGUCAAGCAAGAACCUGGGACUGAAGAUGAAAUAUGUAGCUUUUCAGGAGGUGUAAAACAAGAAAAAACAGAGGAUGGCAGGAGGAGUGCUUGCAUGUUGAGCAGUCCCGAGAGUAGCUUGACACCACCUCUCUCAACCAGCCUGCAUCUAGAAAGUGAGUUGGAUGCAUUGGCAAGCCUGGAAAACCAUGUGAAAACUGAACCUGCAGAUAUGAAUGAAAGCUGCAAACAGUCAGGGCUCAGCAGCCUUGUUAAUGGAAAGUCCCCAAUUCGAAGCCUCAUGCACAGGUCGGCAAGGAUUGGAGGAGAUGGCAACAAUAAAGAUGAUGACCCAAAUGAAGACUGGUGUGCUGUCUGCCAAAAUGGAGGAGAUCUCUUGUGCUGCGAAAAAUGUCCAAAGGUCUUUCAUCUAACUUGUCAUGUUCCAACACUACUUAGCUUUCCAAGUGGGGACUGGAUAUGCACAUUUUGUAGAGAUAUUGGAAAGCCAGAAGUUGAAUACGAUUGUGAUAAUUUGCAACAUAGUAAGAAGGGGAAAACUGCGCAGGGGUUAAGCCCCGUGGACCAAAGGAAAUGUGAACGUCUUCUGCUUUACCUCUAUUGCCAUGAAUUAAGUAUUGAAUUCCAGGAGCCUGUUCCUGCUUCGAUACCAAACUACUAUAAAAUUAUAAAGAAACCAAUGGAUUUAUCCACCGUGAAAAAGAAGCUUCAGAAAAAACAUUCCCAACACUACCAAAUCCCAGAUGACUUUGUGGCUGAUGUCCGUUUGAUCUUCAAGAACUGUGAAAGGUUUAAUGAAAUGAUGAAAGUUGUUCAAGUUUAUGCAGACACACAAGAGAUUAAUUUGAAGGCUGAUUCAGAAGUAGCUCAGGCAGGGAAAGCAGUUGCAUUGUACUUUGAAGAUAAACUCACAGAGAUCUACUCAGACAGGACCUUCGCACCUUUGCCAGAGUUUGAGCAGGAAGAGGAUGAUGGUGAGGUAACUGAGGACUCUGAUGAAGACUUUAUACAGCCCCGCAGAAAACGCCUAAAGUCAGAUGAGAGACCAGUACAUAUAAAGUAAAAUGACAUAGAUUUGAAUCAAUUGUUAAAAAACAAAAAAAAACAAAAAACCCACAAAACUUUUUAAGUGUUGCUGGAAUAUCCUGCCUACAGUGGGCACCUCCUUGAAGAAGCUGAUAGCUUUUACACAGUAUUAGAUUGAAAUAAUGGACAGAAACACAUUCUUGUCAAGAAAGGGGGAGAGAACUCUUUGCAACUUUAAAAGCAAAAAGCAAAAGUGAAAUGAUAUGAGGAUUUCUGUUCUAGUGAGGAUGAUUCUCUGAUUGUUAGAAAUGGCAAAUGUUGAUGAUUGUGUGCUAUUGAUUGGUGCAGGAUACUUGGUGUACGAGUAAAUACUUGAGGCUCGUGUCACUUGAUAAAUUUUCUUUUUGGACUAGGUCACACAGUUAUUAAAAUAACUUUUAACCCUCCCCCUUCACACACAUACAUAUCAGGUUGUUUUCUAGUUGAAAACCCAAGUAGCUCAGAUUCUACUUUAAUGUCAGUGCAGAUUUGCAUUGAAUCAUGCCAUUAUAUUUUUUCUCAUUUUUAUGCUGUUGGGUCUUAGUUUUAAAAUUGAUAUAAAGAACUCAGCAGUGGUUUUAUUUUCUGCUCAUACUUAGGGUUUAGGAAACACGACCACUAGUUAUCAUUUAAUCAACUUCAAUGGUCUACUGAAAUAAAAACAGUAACUUUUCAUUAGUGGAUUAUUUAGAGUUAUAGUAGUCAUUUCCAGAAAACACUUAGAAUUGUACUUCCCAAUCAAAUCAUGUGAUCAUACAGUUAUUCCCAUGAAAGGCAGAAUGUUUGUUUCAAAAUUAAUCUAGUUUUCUGUACAUUUAAAUUUGAUUGAGAAGGUGACAACUGGCUCUUUUCCAGUCUUCCUUCAUGUCAGUUUUCUGAUAGACCACUAUUGGCAAACAGUAUCUGUCAACUACCAAAUGUGUAAAAUUUUCUGUAUUUCACUUUGUCUUAUUUGUAAAUAGUGAACUAAAACUUUUGGCAGAUCAGCAACAUUUGCUGAGCCUGUUUUUUAAGCUAAUGUGUAUUCUUACUAAUGUUCCUAUCAAGAAUGGAUUUGUAAUAUAUUCUGUCUAUUUCUAAUGUUCACAUUCAUAUUUUGAGGUUCUAUCUUAUUUUAAUAGAGAACAGACUUCUCAAAAAAAUCUUCAGAAGCAGCUUAUUAUUGAGAUAUCAAAAUAUUGAAAUAAACCCGGUGGGGUUAGAUUACUCAUCUGUCCACCAAGUGGGACAUUUGCAUGGACUGGGGGCUUAAAGGACUUAGAAGAGACCUGUAAGUAAAUCCUGAAAAUGAGCCAAUCCCCACUUGAAUGGUUACUGGAGUAAACCCACCUUUACCACCCCAACUACAGCACCCGAGGCAGAUAAAUCAACUUGGCUCUGGUUCAUUUUUCUUUUCUUCAUUUGUGAUGCUCACAUUCAAAAUGUGUGUUCUACAGUGUUACAGGCUUCUCUUUUGUUUGAUUAAAGAUUUUAAUCCUACUUUUGUAUGGACACAUUAGAAUAUACAGAGACCAAAAUAGAAGAAGUUGCCAUUAGAUAUUUUUCAGAAAUUAGCAUUUGUGGCAAAUCAUUUAUUUGCCUUUUUAAAAAUUUAGUUUAAGCAGUUCAGAGAGUAGACUACUCAGAAAAUUAUUUCACAUAAUUGUCUAAGAGGUCAAUAUUUUUUAGUGCAUAUUGAAUCAAAUAAAGUGCUCUAAAGAAAUUAUUAUACAAAUUCCUUUGGGUUGUUUUUCUUUUCUUAACAAGGGGUGGGGGUAAAUAGGAAUACGAUUGAGGCUUCCUGGUUGUGUAUUUAAAGAGUAUUGAUUUUAUUAUUGCUAUUGAUUUACUUUAUUCCUGGCUUCCUCUUCACUUUCACUUUUUUAAAAAUAAUUUAAGCCUUUGAAAAUACACCAAACUGUUGAAACAUUUUACUCAAAUUUUAAAUUCCUAAGAAAAGUUUUUUAAUAAGAGGGAGAAAAUUAUUUAAAAAUACUUAUGCCUAUGCCUGUUUCCCUCUUUUUUCACAACAUCCAUGAUUUCAGUUUAUAAGUAGACAUAUAUCUAAGGGCACAUUUUUGGAAAGUGAGGAAUAGCAGCAGUAUAACUUCAUUCUGUCAGGCCUUUUAGUUUUAAUAUUUUGUAUUGCUCUUCAAAUGGAUCCUUUUAAAAAAUUGUAGAUAAUGAGUCAUAAAUAGAUUCUGCUAACUGAGGGGAGAAACACAUUUUAAGUAAAUAUUUUUCAGUAUUUGGGGCCUUAAAAAAUAACUGUUCCCUUAAAAUUACAUGUUAGAGUUUUUAGGUUUUUUUGGUUUAAGAUUGGUUAAAUCAGUUUAAAAGCCACUUUUUUGUCAACAUUUAAUAGCCUUCAUUUCUGUUAAGAUAAUUUAUACUGCUGAGGAAUUACUAUUAAUAGUUAUCAACAUGCCACCAUUAAGGUACUCACUUUAGAUUUUUUAUUAAAGCUUUUUUCUUGCACACUGAUCGUUGUGUCUCUAAGCUGAUUUUUUCAGCUCAUUUAUACCUAUGGUUAAAAAGUAUAAAAACUUAAACUGAUAUUUAGAUAUAUGUUUUCCUAUUAAUUUAUGUUUUAAAAAGACAAAAUUGAAUAUCUGUCAGUCCCUGAAGGCAGUUUGUUUUUAUACUCUCACAUUUUUAUUUGUUGUUUAAAUGGAAGUAUUUUAGAAGAUUUGGAGAAAAGUCCACAUAAUGUUUUUCUUAAAAGCUUUUAAAGUUUUUGCUGUACUUCAAUUUACUUCUCCCAUCAGAAAACUAAGAACAAAGUGUUGCACGGUCUGUUCUGCUGACCUAAAUUUGUGUUUUCAGCACUUGGCUCAGCCGAUUCACUUGAGUGAAGGAAUUGCUUUAUAAGACAAAGCAUGUGAAAGUUCUAAAGUAUGGUUAGAUUGCAGGUUAUGCUCUAUAUGGAAACAUCAAACCAUUACUACAGAGAAAUGAUAAGGCAUGGGAUCCACUAUUGAAAUUAUUAUUUUUGGAUCAACAAGUUGGUACUUUCUGACUUGUGUAUCUUAACAUAAGGGAAUUUUAGGUAAUGCUAAGUCAGUUGUCUCAUUUUUUGUGAUAACAAGUUUUGGAAUUUUUAGUUAAUUGAAAGAAAUAAUGCUUUUAAGUAGAAGUAAAAGGUUUAUAAGUGUGCAAAUUGUAGAUUUAUCAAUUACCUCAGCAGGUAUCCUGCCAUGUAAUUAUUAGUGAUUAGUGUUAAUAAGCUAAUAGAUUCAGGUCUUCCAACUAUGCCCUUGGAUUGUGGCCUACCGUAUGUUAUUAAAUGGUCUCUUACUAUCCAAAAUGGGAGUAGAUGCUGUGGCCCCCUCUCCCUUGGCUUUUACGUCCCACACCCACCCCCAUUCGUGUACAACAUGUGAAAUACAAAAAUCUCAUUUCUUGUCAAAGCACUGCUCAUUUGCAUACUCAGCAUCGGAUCAGUGAGUAGUUUUAUAAAAAAUCCACGUACCCAACUCCAUUAGUUAAAACAGAUUCAAUUCAUACCAUGAAUUCUUAAUUUCUGUACCAUCUAUGCUAAUGAUCUGCUGAAGGUGAUUCAAGAUUUUCAAGGUGUAAUACAGUUUGAUCAUGUACCAGACCUGGAUAUUUAAUUUUUUUUUCUCACAGUUUAUCUCCUCCUUGAUAAAGCAAUAACACUGCUUUAAGUCUGUUGCCUAAUAGCAUGUCAGAAUCCUCUCCUGGAUGGUGAUUUUAUAGGAAAGUUUGUAUGCAUAUCACCCAGUCUAUCUUUUAAAAAUUAAGAAAUUUAAAUGUAUGCUGGAAGUAAUGACAAUAUAUUGUGGCAUUUUAUUUUAAAAAUUGGGGAAAGUUGCAUAUUUUUUUAAAAGUAAGUGUUUGAGUAAAAAAAUUGAAGGUACUUUUUUAAGGAAAAAAAUUUAUAUGCCACAGUUUACAUAGACAUUUCAGAUUCAACACGUACUCUUGAAUAUAAUGGUUUCUUUUACUUGGUCAAAAUGCAUGUAUAGCAUUUCUUUCAUCUUAGUUCCUUGUGUUUGCCUAUGUGGUCGUUUAUAUAUUUUUUAUUGUAUCGGAGAAACAAAACUAUCUUCAAAAAUAAGUUAAUUUGGAUAUAUUUGUCAUAUCAAACUACAAAAUGUACAAAGUUAAGUUUAGCCCUUUUCUAGAAAGUGAUCUUUAAAAUUGAAAAUGCUCUUCUUUUAAAUUAACCAAAUUUACAUGUGUGGGAAGGCACCAAAAUGAUUUUGUAAGUGCCACUGCAAUAUUCCCUUUCAAGUGUGGCCUAAAUUUCAAUCUUAAGGAUGGAAUGCAUGUUCUGCUCCUGGUUCUGAAAAAUGUAGGCAUCUACUACGUUUUAAAACACAGUGAAACAUAUACAUAAGCCUAUAAAAAAGAUUUGUGCAAUUUGAAAGCCUGUUAAUUUUUUAUGUAAACAUACCUACACACGAAAGGGUUAAAUUCACAGCCUUACUAGUUCCUUGCUUCCAGUAUUUAAAUUGGUCUCCUCCCCUCAUUAUUAUUACUACUACUACUACUACUAUUUUUGCACAUAGUUAACUGCCCUUCAAUAUGAUUCUUAAAAAGUGCUGUUUCUGUGGUAUUGUAUUCUCUAAAUAAUCAUAUUUAAUUUUUUAAAACAAGGUUGCAGUUUCUAAUUGUUUCGUUCCUGUAUUUUUGCUGGUGUGUAAUAAAAGCAAGUUUUUUCUUUUCAUGGUUAUUUAAUACAUUAGCUGCCUGUAAAUAAUUCUUGUUAUAAUGCUCUGGAAUGUGUUGUAGAAGUUGUAUUAGAUUAGUUUUAAACCCUUGUUUGAAAGCCACAUUGUUUCGGUUAUUUCUAUUAAAUUAGAAAAUUGAAAAAGUUUUCAAA